AUGUCGGCCGCGCGAAGAACAAGGAAACGAAAACAGUCUGAAUCUGAAGUCCCAUUUGCCGCAGGAUUUCGUCUUCCAACAUUAAAACAAAGCAGAAAUGCAAUAGGAUUAUCUAAGAUUCCAAAAAUUUACGAUCCAGGACCAGAAAGUGCUUAUUUUCGACGUAUUCCGCAGCCACUCUCCGAAGAUGAUUGGCUAGUGCAAAACAACGAGGAAGGACAGUCCUUUAAAAACUUUUUGAGGACCUGUCCUUGGAUCUCAGGUCGCAAAGUGAAAUACACGAGGCAAAAGUUUAUUUCCGAUGGAAAAAAUCUCAAGCAGAGAUACCCAGAUGGAAAAAUUUACUUACAACCUCUGGGCGAUUUUGAUCAAAGCUGUUCGAACAGUUGUAAUCCCGGCAUUGAUGACUUAGCUGACUACACAGAACGUUUUUAUUCGUUGCCUGUUGUUGUAUUACCAGCAGUGAAGCUUAAGCUUCCCACAAAGAAAGGUGAUUUGGCAUACUGGAAUUAUGGAUUGAACGAACUAGUUACCUCAUCAAGUGCAUCGCGGACAAGCUCAAGAGUACAGUUAAAACAGCUUGAACUCAAUCAUCGUUGGUCUCAUGGGCAUGUACAACUAAGGGUAGACAGCAUCCACAGGCUUCUGCAGCAACAGAUUACUGGCGAUGCUCUCUGUCUAAUUGGUCUCACCAUGGUAGACCUGUAUGAGGACAAAUCUGACCUGUUUGUGGCAGGGCUGGCUGCAGGAAAUCAAAGAGUUGCCGUUUUUAGUUUUGCGCGGUAUGAUCCAUCUUUGUCAUUCUCCACUGAACACUGGUAUGACAUCUCACCAUCCAAACAACUUGAUCCACUCAAGAAGAAGCAGAUAAUUCUACAGAGAAGUUGUAAAUUAUUGGUACAUGAGAUUGCACACCUUUUCGGAGUAGAGCACUGCAUCUGGUAUGCCUGCUGUAUGAAUGGUUCAGGUCACCUUGCUGAAGAUUUCGCUCAACCAAUUAACCUUUGUCCUGUUGAUCUCCACAAACUACAACAACUGUGCGGUUUCGACAUUGUUGAUAGGUAUCAAAAGCUACUUGAGUUUUUCAAGAAGCAUAAAAUGGUAGAAGAAACGCGAUGGUUUGAGUCAAGACUGGCCUUUAUAAAUGAAUCUGAAGGUAGAUAAACAAGAGGGAAAACCGGCCUGACUUCGCAACUGAAGACAAAACGUGCCACGAAGAAAGAAGACACACUGAUAUUAAUAAUGAUAUUGUUUGCGUCAGUUGAAAUAAAA
Molecule: messenger RNA, 1272 nt
Organism: Pocillopora verrucosa
Lineage: Eukaryota; Metazoa; Cnidaria; Anthozoa; Scleractinia; Pocilloporidae
Product: archaemetzincin-2
Biological process (GO): proteolysis
Molecular function (GO): metallopeptidase activity
Source: RefSeq, a predicted model, not a curated record